GAGAGAGGGAGAGAAAUUAAAACAAGACAGGAACAGAGAGAUGGGAUGCUGUCAUGUUGCUCUUAUUGUGAGAGUUUGUGCUGUUGGGAAAGGUCAUACUGGUGUUGUAGACAGGGAUCACAAUAAUUGAUGGGAUGAGAAUGGUGGCGGUGUGUGAGGAUCAGAGAGUAGUCACGUCAGGAAGAUCAAGCUAGAACGUUCUUGAUGCUUUUGUUUAUUAGCUGUGACAAAAGUUGUGGAUAUUUUCACUGUAUAUUCGGUUUCAUACACACCCACAGUUCGCCCCAACUUUGAUGUAGCCUGCUUAGUUCUUUCCACGUUCAGCGCCGUCACUGUACACUUGACUUUCCGUACAGCAAACGACCAACAUUUAUUUACACCUACUGGGUUUUUAAAAGCACCUAUUAAUCACUUUUAGAAUAUAUAACCAAGAGCUGUCAUUCAUAUUGCCUGUGCUUGAUAGCUAUUUAAUUAGAUAAUUUAUCUAUAUUAUCUAGCUAUCUUUAUAGCUAUGCACACGCACAAUCAAUCACAUCAAUUGCUAUUCUUUUGAUACAAGUUAAACUAUCUUCGUUAUUUCAUAACACACUUUCUUCCCCGUCUGUGACCUUUAGCGGUCUCCGAAUAUCAUUUCUUCAAUCCUUCAUUCAACCCCCAUUCAUUCACAUAUAAAUAAACCCAGUCUUAUUUCGACACAUUAUUUAAAUGCAUGCUCCAGACAAACGGACAUACUACUCAGAUAAACUGAAAGCUGGACACAUGCAAAAAGUUGCAAAAACCACAUUGAGAAUCAAUAUGAAUAUUGGAGUAAUACUUCUGUUCUACCUGCUUGGUUUUCUCAGGUGUGAGGCAUAUAACCCUCAUGAUCGUUCUAAAGAUUCUGGAAAAACCGUGGAAGAAACUGCAAAGAAAACAUCAGGUCUGUUGACCACAAUACUCACGUCUCUUGUCUCAAACAAAGCACAACCAAAAAUCGACCCUGACACCCAUUACUUGAGAAUAAUUGAAGGAAAUAUGAAUAAUUUCUUUCCUGGGAAAUUAAAACCUACUCGCAAUAACUGGUUUCAAAUCCUACCUACACCAGUAGUCACCAAUGACGUUUCUUUGAAAACUGUUGUUGGUUGUGUGAUUGCUUCUCUUGGAGAACGUUUGAUUAAACAGAUUGAAAGUGAGGCCCAUCAUCAUGGUCGACAAAAAGCUCGCUUGCAGUGGGCCAAACAGCGUCUUUCUGAAUUCAUUCAGUUUCUUCAAAGAGCAAUAUGUACAUUCGAGUUAGUUGAUAAAAAUAAAAAUUCCUACAUCAACCAUAGUGAAUACACAACUUUUAUGACUGUCAUUCAGGACUAUCUCCUUGCAGGGAAAUAUUUAUACAAGCUUGCUGUUUCUGCAUACCGACAAGUGGCUGAUGACUUUCAAGAUCGUGAAUCACAGUUUUCUCUCUCUUGCAACCAAAAUAACAAACACCAUAACUGUUCUUCUGAUGUUAUUGGUAUUCUUAAACAACUCCAGUGCUUUUCAAAUUGCCGUGAAACAAAUAACUGUCGGAAUAAAAUCACAAAACUGCGAAAAAUGUUGCGCCGAGCAAAACACAUGAUCAUCAACUCAACAUUUAGAUUAAAACAUGAAUAAUCAUAACUCUGCUUUCCACACUAACUUUUCCAUUAACUUUUCCACACAAAAUCAUAACAAGAAAAAUAUACUAAGUAUCCACUAUCAAAACUAGCUUUGCGUGAUUCAGAAUUCGAUUAUUUAGAAUUCAUGACACAAAAGGUAUUAAGUGCUUGAGAAUAUUAUUGAUAGUGAAAACCAUAAAAUUUGCUUGGAAACUAUAAGUUGGUUGUAAAUAUUACAAACUCUGAGCUUUGGUUAUGCACUAUUGUAAACACUGAAAUGAGUGAAACGUUACAUAUUUUAAUCCGGUUUUACAAAUUUUUGACGUGAUUUCCCUUCAGUUUACAGAAUAUCAACUGAAAUGUUGGUACCAAGAUUAAUAAUGUAUCAUUUAAGGGACAUUAACUAAAAAUUUUUAAAUGUUCAACUUUAUUUUCAUUGCUCUAAGCAACAUUUGCUGAUCAAGGUUAUGAAGCAAACAGUAACAAAAAUGACUUUAUAAUGUAUAUAUUAUAUAUAUAUAAUGAAAAUAUAUAUAUAUAUAUAUAUAUAUUGACUAAAAGUAACUGCUUCUUGUAUUCACAUUUCAAAUUCAUGAUGCUUCAUGCAUUUUCUCAAAACAAAAGAAAUUAUUUAUAUGUGUUUGUGCAGGCAUAAAAAUACAUUGGUUAAGUCCCUUUGUUAGUGAUCUUUGGUGUUAUAAAUUUUAAAUUUUUGUUAAAAUUUAAAAGUAUACUGUCAACGUUGGUGCUAAUUAGCUAUUUAAAGCUUUAUAAAGGUUCAUUAAGAAAAAAAAAGUCAUUAUACUAAAUUAGCAAUGAUAUCAGGAAUUGUUUCAAAACGGAUUAUUGUUAUUCUGUGAAUUGAAAUUAAAAAAAAAAAGCUAUGAUGAAGCUGAAGUCAGAAAAAAA
Messenger RNA from Octopus sinensis (East Asian common octopus), 2522 nucleotides. RefSeq lists its product as uncharacterized. The transcript has 2 exons. The coding region runs from base 706 to 1629 and encodes 307 amino acids. NCBI's taxonomy places the organism in Eukaryota, Metazoa, Mollusca, Cephalopoda, Octopoda, Octopodidae. Gene Ontology annotation, molecular function: calcium ion binding. The record is from RefSeq and is a predicted model, not a curated record.